UUGGAUUUGGCUCCUUCAUUUCCAACAUGGAAGAAACUUACAUCGAUACCCUGGACCCUGAAAAGCUGUUACAAUGCCCCUAUGAUAAAAACCACCAGAUCAGGGCCUGCAGGUUUCCUUAUCAUCUUAUCAAGUGCAGAAAGAAUCAUCCUGACAUCGCAAACAAACUGGCUACUUGUCCCUUCAAUGCUCGCCAUCAGGUUCCUCGGGCUGAAAUCAGUCAUCAUAUCUCAAGCUGUGAUGACAAAAGCUGUAUUGAGCAGGAUGUAGUCAGCCAAACCAGGAACCUUGGACAAGAGGCUCUGGCUGAGAGCACAUGGCAGUGCCCUCCUUGCGAUGAAGACUGGGAUAAAGAUUUGUGGGAACAGACCAGCACCCCAUUUGUCUGGGGCGAAGCCAACUACUGUGGCAACAACAGCCCCGCAAGCAACAUAGUUAUGGAACAUAAGAGUAACCUGGCUUCAGGCAUGCGUGUUCCCAAGUCUCUGCCAUAUGUUCUGCCAUGGAAAAACAAUGGAAAUGCACAGUAACUGAGUAUCUAACUCAAAUGCCAGACCCUAGAAGACUCUUUGCUUCUUCCUGCUACAGUGGGUUCUUCAUUUUUUUCUCCUAAUCUAAUUAUAGAAAGAUAAAUUGUUUGUGACUU
Aethalodelphis obliquidens (Pacific white-sided dolphin) is the source of this 646-nucleotide messenger RNA. It is a transcript of the gene GTSF1, whose product is annotated as gametocyte specific factor 1. NCBI's taxonomy places the organism in Eukaryota, Metazoa, Chordata, Mammalia, Artiodactyla, Delphinidae. The transcript is spliced from 8 exons. The coding region runs from base 27 to 530 and encodes 167 amino acids. The record is from RefSeq and is a predicted model, not a curated record.